Solanum stenotomum is the source of this 1485-nucleotide messenger RNA. RefSeq names its product geraniol 8-hydroxylase-like. The record is from RefSeq and is a predicted model, not a curated record. The coding region runs from base 1 to 1485 and encodes 494 amino acids. The transcript has 3 exons. NCBI's taxonomy places the organism in Eukaryota, Viridiplantae, Streptophyta, Magnoliopsida, Solanales, Solanaceae. Gene Ontology annotation, molecular function: oxidoreductase activity, acting on paired donors, with incorporation or reduction of molecular oxygen; monooxygenase activity; iron ion binding.
AUGGAUUAUUAUAUACUUGUGUUCGUAUCAAUUUUUGCUUUGAUUUUUCUUUAUAUUAUAGCAAAAAUAAGCAACAAAGGGAACAAAAAACUUCCACCAGGUCCAUCACCAUGGCCAAUUAUUGGCAACUUUCAUUUGUUAGGUGCAAAACCUCAUAUAUCACUAGCCAAUCUUGCAAAAAACUAUGGUCCAAUUAUGAGUUUAAAGUUAGGACAAAUAACAACAGUGGUUAUUUCUUCUUCAAACAUUGCAAAACAAGUCCUCCAAAAUCAAGAUCAAGCCUUUUCAAUUAGAUUUAUUCCUAAUGUUCUUCAAGCACACAACUAUUCCAAAUUCUCCGUGGUAUGGCUUCAUGUUUGUCCUCAAUGGCGAAUGCUUCGAAGAAUAUUGAAUACAAAAAUGGUCUCACCUAAUAGUCUUGAUGCAAAUCAACAUCUAAGAUCUCAAAAGGUGAAAGAAUUGAUUGAUUAUUGUGAAAAAUGUAGUCAACAAGGUGAAGCUUUGGAUGUAAGUCAAGUUGCUUUCAAGACUAUUCUCACUUUGUUGUCGAACACCCUUUUCUCCAAGGACUUGGCUAACCCUUUUUCGGAUUCAAAGGUUGAUGAGUUGAAGGAUGUUAUUUGGCGCAUCAUGAAUGAGGUUGGGAAGAUCAACCUAGUGGAUUUUUUCCCCAUACUUGAAAAGAUUGAUUUUCAAGGAAUAAGGUGUCAUGCAGCCAUUCAUAUUGGUAAGUUGUUUGAACUUUUUGAUGGGUGGAUCAAUGAGCGAUUGGAGGAAAAGAGAAGGGGAUGCUGUGAAAAGAGUGAUGUUCUGGAAGUGCUUCUCAACGCAGAAAAUACUCAAGAGAUCAAUCAGAAUCAUAUAAAAUCCAUGCUCCUGGACUCAUUUAUUGCUGGUAUUGAUACAACUACAAACACACUAGAAUGGGCAAUGGCAGAAACGCUUAGACAACCAGAGAUUAUGAAAAAAGCCCAAGUUGAGCUUGCAGAAGUCGUUGGAAAAGGAAAAUCAAUAAAAGAAGAUGAUGUAUCCCGACUCCCAUACUUGCAAUUUAUCGUCAACGAAACACUAAGAAUGCAUCCACCAGCUCCAUUCUUAAUCCCACGCAGAGUAGUCCAUGAUGUUAAAUUGUUUGACUAUAUCAUCCCGAAGGGUUCAUUGGUACUAGUCAACGUGUGGGCGAUUGGUCGAGAUUCUACUUUUUGGGAGGAACCUUUGAUAUUUAAACCUGAGAGAUUCCAGAGUUUAGAAUUGGAUGUGCGAGGAAAAGAUUUUGAAUUGAUUCCAUUUGGUGCUGGUCGAAGAAUAUGUCCUGGCUUGCCUCUUGCAUUGAGAAUGGUUCACGUUAUGUUGGGCUCGAUGGUGAAUUCGUUCAAUUGGAAACUUGAGGCGGGCAUUGACCCAAAAGACCUAGACAUGGAUGAGAAAUUUGGUUUCAUCACACCCAAAGCUCAUCCUUUACGAGUUAUCCCAUCUCCUCUUUGA